AUGGAAUCAACCAGACUAGAAAACCUAAUAGAGAAUACAUUUAUUCCACCAAACAAACCUAAAUCAGAAGCCAAGAUUCCAAACUACCAUCCAUGUCUAAUAGUUCAAGAUUCUCAGACAGAUGUUAAUAAGUUAAAGCCAUGUGGGUGCUACGAUAACUUUUGCAUCAAAAAUGCUUCUACAUUGAUUCCUAGAUCAAGAAGGUAG
This is a messenger RNA of Debaryomyces fabryi, 207 nucleotides long. RefSeq lists its product as uncharacterized. The coding region runs from base 1 to 207 and encodes 68 amino acids. NCBI's taxonomy places the organism in Eukaryota, Fungi, Ascomycota, Pichiomycetes, Serinales, Debaryomycetaceae. The transcript has a single exon. The record is from RefSeq and is a predicted model, not a curated record.